CGCCAAACAAAAACCGGGUCGCCCUUUUUCUCAAACUGCGAGGCCAGCUUUGCAGGCCGGAACUGAACUUUGCGAUAUCGCAAAACCCCGACACCGUUCCCUCACAAGCCCUUCCUUUUUCUCCUUGCGUUCCCCGUCUCGGUUCUCCCCUUAGACUUCACAAUGUUCUCCCGGGCCGUCCGGAUAUCGCGGGUAGCGCCAAUCCGUGCUGCUCAGCGCGCGCAGACGGCUUCGGUUGCCGCUCGGAGGACCGUCACCACCAAUGCGGCUUCGGCGCAGGUCGACAAGAGCUCGAUUCCCCAGUCCGAUGAGGAGCCCUUCCAAAUCAGGCUCAGCGAUGAGAGCUUCGAGACCUACGAGCUCGACCCGCCACCCUACACGCUCGAUGUGACCAAGAAGGAGCUCAAGCAGAUGUACUACGACAUGGUCGUCGUCAGACAAAUGGAGAUGGCCGCCGACAGGCUAUACAAGGAGAAGAAGAUCCGCGGCUUCUGCCAUCUUUCCACCGGCCAGGAAGCCGUCGCCGUCGGCGUCGAGCACGCGAUCGAGAAGUCGGACGAUGUCAUCACCUCGUACCGCUGCCACGGCUUCGCCUACAUGCGCGGCGGCACCGUCCGCUCCAUCAUCGGCGAGCUGCUCGGCCGCCGUGAGGGCAUCGCCUAUGGCAAGGGCGGGUCCAUGCACAUGUUCACCAAGGGCUUCUACGGUGGCAACGGUAUCGUCGGUGCUCAGGUCCCCGUCGGCGCCGGUCUGGCUUUCGCCCAGAAGUACACUGGCGGCAAGAAGGCUACCGUCAUCCUCUACGGUGACGGUGCUAGCAACCAGGGCCAGGUCUUCGAGGCUUUCAACAUGGCGAAGCUCUGGAAGCUGCCGGCUCUUUUCGGCUGCGAGAACAACAAGUACGGUAUGGGCACGUCUGCUGCUCGCUCCUCGGCCCUGACGGACUACUACAAGCGCGGACAGUACAUCCCUGGUCUGAAGGUCAACGGCAUGGACGUCCUCGCCGUCAAGGCCGCCGUCCAGUACGGUAAGCAGUGGACCACGGAGGAUAACGGCCCGCUGGUGCUCGAGUACGUUACGUACCGCUACGGCGGCCACUCCAUGUCGGACCCCGGCACCACCUACCGCACGCGCGAGGAGAUCCAGCGCAUGCGGUCGACCCACGACCCCAUUGCCGGGUUGAAGCAGCACAUUCUGGACUGGGGCGUUGCCCAGGAGGACGAGCUCAAGGCCAUCGACAAGGAGGCGCGCAACCAUGUCAACGAGGAGGUCGCGGCCGCCGAGGCCAUGGCCCCGCCAGAGCCCACCCCCAAGAUUCUGUUUGAGGACAUCUACGUCCGCGGCUCCGAGCCGCAGUUCAUCCGCGGCCGGACGACGGAUGAGGUUUUCUACUUCCACUAGGGGGGUUAGGGUUAGCCGGGGCCGACGAGGUGAUGGAUUCUCGCAUGGGAGAACGGAUUCGUGCCGGGGCUGCGAAGAUCUGAGCGCUGGGACUUCCUUUUUCAUUUGUACAACAGCAACAUUGUCCUAAUUUGCGAUAGAGCCUGGGAAGGGUCCUGCAAUUGAGGUUCGGAUUGGCAGCUGUCCAAAUGGCUGGUCGGUCUUAGAUCACGUGCCACCGGGUAAUG
Messenger RNA from Thermothielavioides terrestris NRRL 8126, 1628 nucleotides. RefSeq lists its product as uncharacterized. Lineage: Eukaryota; Fungi; Ascomycota; Sordariomycetes; Sordariales; Chaetomiaceae. Gene Ontology annotation, cellular component: intracellular membrane-bounded organelle. The record is from RefSeq and is a predicted model, not a curated record. Gene Ontology annotation, biological process: pyruvate decarboxylation to acetyl-CoA. Gene Ontology annotation, molecular function: pyruvate dehydrogenase (acetyl-transferring) activity. The coding region runs from base 163 to 1401 and encodes 412 amino acids. The transcript is spliced from 5 exons.